This is a messenger RNA of Manis pentadactyla (Chinese pangolin), 1663 nucleotides long. Its product is annotated as keratin, type I cuticular Ha8-like. Gene Ontology annotation, molecular function: structural molecule activity. The record is from RefSeq and is a predicted model, not a curated record. NCBI's taxonomy places the organism in Eukaryota, Metazoa, Chordata, Mammalia, Pholidota, Manidae.
AUGUCCAUCUCCUCCACUGACACUUGGGGCCAGCUUGGGGCAGAGGCCAAGGCUGCCUCCCUGUGCCUCUCAGCCCCCCUGGCACAUGCCCAAAGAGUCUGUGUGGGGACCACCCCAGGCCGACCCAGCCUCUGUCUGCCGCAUGGCUGCCACACCACUGGCCCCUUGCCAGGCACCUGCAACAUUCCCGGCAACAUUGGGACCUGCGGCCAUGAGAAGGUGACCACGCAGGUCCUGAACGACCUCCUGGCCACCUGCCUGGAGAAGGUGUGCCAGCUGCAGUGGGACAAUGUGGAGCUGGGGACCAAGAUCCAGGAGGUGAGCAAAUGCCAGGAGUCCAGCGUGUGCCUGGGCUGCCAGAGCUACUUCUGGGCCACCGAGGAGCUCCAGCAGAAGAUCCUGGGCAGCAAGGCUGAGAAUACCAGGAUGACUGUAUAAACUGACACCACCAUGCUGGCUGCUGUUGACUUUAGAAUCAAGCACGAGAAUGAGCACUCCCUGUGCCAGGUGGUGGAGGCAGACACAUGCGGGAUGCACAAGUUUCUGGAUGACCUGAGCCUGGCCAAGGCCAGCCUGGAGGCCCAGCAGGAGUCCCUGAAGGAGCAUCUCUGUCUUGAGAGCAACCAUCAGCAGGAAGUGAGCACUCUGAAGUGCCAACUGGGGGACAAGCUCUGGAUUGAGCUGGACAUGGAGCCCACUGUGGAUCCGGGCAGGGUGCUGGAGGAGGUUGGUGCCAUGGUGGAGACCAACCUCUGUGAUGUGGAGCGGCGGUUCCAAGCCCAGUCUGAAGGCAUCAGCCUGCAGGCCACAUCCUGCUCCGAGGAGCCGCAGUGCUGCCAGUCAGAGAUCCUGGAGCUGCGAUGCCCCGUGAACGCCCUGGAGGUGGAGCGCCAGGUUCAGCCUGUGCUGAAAGGCUGUCUGCGGAACUCCCUGCGUGAAGCUGAGGCCUGCUUCAGCACCGAGCUGGCUCAGAUGCAGACCCUUAUCAGCAACGUGGAGGAGCAGCUGUCUGAGAUCUGGGCUGACCUGGAGCAGCGGAACCAGGAGUACCAGGUGCUGCUGGACAUCAGGGCCCGGCUGGAGGGCGAGAUCACCACAUACUGGAACCUUCUGGAGAGUGAGGACUGCAAGAGGGAACCCUGGUUCAGCACACGGGCAUCCUGGGCUCUUAUUCCAGUUCCACUGUGGACUCUGGGCAUGUCGCUGUCCUGUUCAAGGCCUCGAGGGACCUCUAAGGCUCCCCUGCUGCCCGGGCAGGACGUUGGCCUCCAGCACCACCUGCCCAGCCCCUGCAGCCUGUAGCCCCUGCACUCCCUGGCUUUCAGGACCUCCUUGAGCCUCCUGGGGGCCCUGCUCAUGCCCUCAGUGCUGACAUACCUCCUCUGCUAGAGGUACUGGACAACGGGAGACGUCUGCAGCCCCUGUGGCCCCACUCUCCAGGCUUCCUGCCCGAGGCUAACUUCAUCAGCCGGCUGGGCAGGAGACUGAAGCCAGGCGAUGUUUCUCUGCUGUCGGGCUUUCCAGUCCAGUAGCUCAGCCCUGGCCCCUGGAUUCAUGUCUCCUCUCUCAAGGUGCCUCCAUACUCCAUUCCCUCUUUCACUGCCUCCUGGUCUCUCUGAGAUGUGACAGGUAACCUUGUUUUUAUUUUCCCAAUAAACCUCAC